Dromaius novaehollandiae (emu) is the source of this 1902-nucleotide messenger RNA. RefSeq names its product RNA binding motif protein 23 (gene RBM23). Gene Ontology annotation, biological process: regulation of mRNA splicing, via spliceosome; mRNA processing. The record is from RefSeq and is a predicted model, not a curated record. Bases 8 to 1534 code for a protein of 508 amino acids. The transcript has 16 exons. Lineage: Eukaryota; Metazoa; Chordata; Aves; Casuariiformes; Dromaiidae. Gene Ontology annotation, cellular component: nucleus. Gene Ontology annotation, molecular function: U1 snRNP binding; RNA binding.
GCGGCCAAUGGGCGGGCGGCGGGGGCGGGGCGCGGCGCGCGCCUGCGCGGCGGCGGGGCACGGGGGGGGGGAAGGUUCUGGAGGCCGCCGCCAUCUUAGCGCCGCGUCCGGCCGCCGCCGCCGCCGCCGCCGCGAGCCGAGGAGGGCGGGAAGCGCCCGGGAGCCGCGCCAGCGCCGGGGGGCCGCCCCCCACCGCGGGCCCGACAUGGAGCCGGGGGGCUCCAACCCGCUGCAGGACCCGGCCCAGGCGGACGCCAUGACGUCGGACGACUUCGACAUCGUCAUCGAGGCCAUGCUGGAGGCGCCCUACAAGAAGGAGGAGGCGCAGCCCGGCCCCUCCAAGGUGCCGACCGAGGCCCCCGCGGCGCAGCAGCCGGCGGAGGAGCAGAACAAGGAGGCCAAGAAGGAGAGCGGGAGCAGCAGCGGGAGCAGCAGCAGGAAGAAGAGGAGCCGGAGCCGCAGCCGGAGCCGUGACCACAGACACAGCCGGAGCCGGGACCGGGACAGGGACCGGCGUCGCCGGAGCCGCAGCCGGGAGCGCCGGAGCCGCCACCGCAGCCGCAGCCGGGAGCGCCGGCGGGGCAGCCGGUCCCGCAGCCGGGAGCGCCGGCGGGAGGAGAGAGCCCGGCGCCGCUUCGGCCACAGCAAGAGCCCUCUCUACCGGGAGAAGAGCCCCGUGCGGGAGCCGCUGGGCAGCCUGAGCCCCGAGGAGCGCGACGCCCGCACCGUCUUCUGCAUGCAGCUGGCCGCCCGCAUCCGCCCCCGCGACCUCGAGGACUUCUUCUCCGCCGUGGGCAAGGUGCGGGACGUGCGGAUCAUCUCGGACCGCAACUCGCGGCGCUCCAAGGGCAUCGCCUACGUGGAGUUCUGCGAGAUCCAGUCGGUGCCCCUGGCCAUCGGCCUCACCGGCCAGCGCCUCCUCGGCGUGCCCAUCAUCGUCCAGGCCUCCCAGGCGGAGAAGAACCGGCUGGCGGCCAUGGCCAACAACCUGCAGAAGGGCAGCGGCGGCCCCAUGCGCCUCUACGUCGGCUCCCUCCACUGCAACAUCACCAAGGAGAUGCUGCGCGGCAUCUUCGAGCCCUUCGGCAAGAUCGACAGCAUCGUGCUGAUGCGGGACCCCGACACCGGGCAGUCCAAGGGCUACGGCUUCAUCACGUUCGCCGAGGCCGAGUGCGCCCGCCGGGCCCUGGAGCAGCUCAACGGCUUCGAGCUGGCCGGCCGCCCCAUGCGCGUGGGGCAGGUCACCGAGCGCCUCGACGGCACCACCGACAUCACCUUCCCCGAGGGCAACGAGGAGGCCGAGCUGGCCGGGGCCACCGGGCGCCUCCAGCUCAUGGCCAAGCUGGCCGAAGGUUCGGGGCUGCAGCUGCCCGGCCCGGCCCAGGCCGCCCUCCAGCUCAACGGGGCCCUGCCGCUGGGGGCCCUCAACCCCGCCGCCCUCACCGCCCUGAGCCCGGCGCUGAACCUGGCCUCGCAGACCCUGGCGUCCCAGUGCCUCCAGCUCUCGGGGCUCUUCACCCCCCAGACCAUGUAACGCGGCCCCUCCCUCUCCCCCGGGGGAGGGGAAGCUCCGCCCCCUCCGCCCCGCCCCUCCCGGCUCCGGCCCCGCCCCCCGGCUCCGGCCCCGCCCCCGAGCCGCGCCGGCUCCGCCCCCUGGCGGGGCAGAGCCCCACGGAGGGGGGGAGGGGGGGCAUGGAGGGCGGGGCCCCCCCUCCGCGUGGGGGAGGGGGGAGAGAAGGGGGCGGGGCAACCGCUGGCCCCGCCCCCCUCUCCCUCCCCCCGCCCCCGGCCGCCGGCUCCGAUUUUUUUUCUGGGUUUUUCUCUUUUUUUUUUCGUUUAUUUGGUUUUUUUUUUUUUUUCUUUAUCGGAAAUCGAAUAAAAAACCACAAAAACGGUCGCGAA